AUGUUUCCACUGGAGGAAAGUAUGUCGAUGGCACUUGAUGAUCAUUGGUCAGAUAUUUCUGAGGUUCCUGAUGGCCUCGAGGCCGAGGAAUCCAUGGAGCUGUUGAUGACGGUGACAACAUUGCGGAACCAAGCGCGGCUAAUUCCGACAAGCGUGCGAAGGGAAGGUCUGGUCUUGAUCAUAAUGAUAGAGCAUAUAGACCACCCUCGCGUCGUUCAGCAGCGACAGCUGGAUAUCUCGCUGGUAGAGGCCUCAGAUCCCGCAGCCGCACACUACAGCCUACGAUGA
Messenger RNA from Colletotrichum truncatum, 288 nucleotides. The record is from RefSeq and is a predicted model, not a curated record. Lineage: Eukaryota; Fungi; Ascomycota; Sordariomycetes; Glomerellales; Glomerellaceae.